AUGAAAGGCGACAUCCUGAUGAAUAUGAGGACAGAGUGGGGAAAGAAAGACAAAGAAACAAAAGACAUUGUGAGAAAGCUGAACCAGUUGAUGCCCAGAGUCACUUUCACAGAUAUAAUGACCACCACAAGUGCCAGGAACAGCAAGGCCACCAUAUUAAACCCAAAGGGUUCUUACUGCGUUGGAGACCCCUUGAUGGUUCGGCUAGAUUUGUACAACUACUUGGGGGAGAGAAAGAAGUACGGAGGAGACUUCUUACGAGUGAGGAUCUACUCUUCAAGCCUUGGGGCUGGAGCUUCGGGGCACAUCACAGACUAUAGGAAUGGGACAUACCUGGUCAAUUUCACUUUAUUUUGGGAGGGUGAUGUCAAAGUGUCCAUCUUGCUCAUCCACCCCAGUGAAGGAGUUUCUGCACUGUGGGCUGCGAGGAAGAGAGGCUACGGCAAAAUAGAUUUCAGGGGCAUGUUUCUGAACAGGACCUCACUCGUCUCCACUAAGUGUGGUUUUGUCAGAAGCACAACUGCAGAUCUGUGUGAGUAUCUGGAUGAACGAGACCAGGAAGCCUUCUACUGUGUGAAACCCAAGAGAGUGCCGUGUGAAGCUCUUGUGAAUCUUCAGUCUGUAGAAACACACAAAUCCUACCUCACAGACUUGGAACGAAGACUUUUUAAGAGGAACAACGUUGGAGCUGAGAUCCUGCAUCCAUUUGUGGGCAUUCAUGUUGUAUCCUGUGGAAGGAAGAAGACAAUGGCUAACAUGAACUGCAGAGUCGGGAUGACUUCCCCGUCUCCCAGUGGCUUUGUUUGGCAGAACCAAUGGCAUCCUGCUUUCUGCAACGUGCUCAAUGGCAGCACCUUGGAUAAUGUUUACUCUUGCUUACAGGGAAAGCAGGUUUUCCUCCUGGGAGACUCAACUGUGUGGCAAUGGAUCGAGUAUCUCUCCAAAAGAGUGAGCACGCUUUCGUACCUUGAUACCCAAGGACAGAGAAUAAUCCAGAGUUCUGUCGUUGUGGACAUGACCAAAAACAUUACAAUCCAUUGGAGAAGGCAUGGCCAUCCGUUUAUCUCUUUCCGUAUGUACUCAUUGAAAUCCCACACUUACAUUGCUCGAGUAAUUGACAUGGUGGAAGGUGACAGAGACACGGUGGUUGCCAUCUCCUUGGGCCAGCACUUCCGCCCCUUCCCCAUUGAGCUCUUCAUUCGAAGGAUGAUUAACAUCCGGGGAGCCAUCCAGCGCCUUCUCCUGAGGAGCCCAGAUACAAAGGUCAUCAUCAAAGCAGAGAACACCCGGGAGAUGUCAAUAGACCAGGAGCGAUUUGGGGACUUCCACGGCUAUACCCAAUACCUUGCAACAAAGGAUAUUUUCCGGCAUCUUCAUGUUGGUUUCAUUGAUGCCUGGGACAUGGCAAUUGCCUACAAAGCUCACCAGGUUCACCCUCCAGAAGACGUGGUCUGGAAUCAAAUUGUUAUGUUUCUAACUCAUAUAUGUUAACACACUAAAGCACAGCUAGUGCGCAAA
Molecule: messenger RNA, 1518 nt
Organism: Zootoca vivipara (common lizard)
Lineage: Eukaryota; Metazoa; Chordata; Lepidosauria; Squamata; Lacertidae
Product: NXPE family member 2
Source: RefSeq, a predicted model, not a curated record